GAUAUGAAUCGAAUUGCAAUCACAUGUAGCAUACCUUUUGGGGCUUACCGCGCAGGCGCCUGUAAAAAUUGAUUCACUCGAGCUGUGUGUUUGGCCAGAAUGGUGUCCUUAGAGGCCGAGAAAUUGUGAUACAGCUGGCUGAAGGCAGCCCCUAAUUUCCAUUCACUGUCAAUGUCAACAUCCAAAGCUUGGGAAUCGAAAAGCAAACCUCAAUAUUCGUCAUGGACUUGGACGAUGUGGCAAGUCACCAUGGAUUCGGCCAACAUAUGGCCAUGACCACGUACAAUGUGGAGACCUCGGCGGUGCACAGGAAACUGCAGAGCAAGGUUGAGGCCCUGAGGAUCCUGCGCCAGGAGCUGGAGCAGUUUCGCGUGGAACGAGACCAGUACAAGCUGGUGGCAGAGACCCUGCAGCUGCGCUACUCGGCGCUGAAAAGCAACAGCGAACUGCUCGCCGUCGGCGGAUGUGGAGCCCUCAGCGAGAACUCCAGUUUGGCCGCCCUGCUCCAUGAGACGCGGGAGCAGAAUCUUAAGCUCAGCACUGAAGUGGAGGCUUUGAGGCAGCGGCUCAACGAGCUUCAGGGCGACAUGGAACUACUCCGCGAAACGGAGGCCAGCAACAAGUCGCGGGUCCAGGCGAUGGCCAGUGAGAAUGCCGCCCGCAACAAGGAGGACCUGCAGUGGCGUCGGGAACGGGCCAACUUCAUCUGCCACCUGGAGGGACUCAAGAAGCGGAAUGCCCAGCUGGCCUUCGAUCUCAAGGCGGUCAUCGAUGAGAAGGAGGAGUUGAUCACCGAGCGGGAUGCCUACAAGUGCAAGGCCCAUCGCCUCAACCACGAGCUCUUUGUGGCCCUCAGAGCUAAGAAAACGCAUCCUAGACUUUUGGACAUCGAUGGUGUUUUGCUGGAGAACAAGUACCUGCAUGAACGUGUGAAGAUCCAAGACAGCGAACUGGAACUGACCAAACAGAGCAUUACUAAGUACAAGACCAUGUUGGAUGCAAAAAGGAAGAAGGGUAUUGUAAAACUUGGUGGUGGCAGCACAAAUGAAGACACAAUACUAAGCCCCCGACAAGUUAAAACAAUCCUGGAGAGUGGCAUCGAUCUGCCUCAAAAAACAGAGAGCUUAAGCGACCUAAAAUCCUUGUGUCUGGCUCUGCUGGACAAUUUAAACGAUAAGAAUUUAGCCCUGACUCACCAGAAGAAACCAACAAGUAGGAAAACAUGGUUGUCAUAUACAAAUAUAUAUGAUAAAAUAUAUAUCCACAGAAUACUUGCUGGCAAGAUGACGGAGCUGGAACAGCGGUGGCAGCAGCUUCUCUCCGGAACCGAAGAUAACUCAGAGGGUCAGGAGGAGGACGAGGAGUACGGCUAUGCUCCCUCCCAGCUGCUCCUCAAUGGUUAUUGCGCCGCCAUGGUUGAUGAUGUCGACAUCAGCAGUAUUCCGUCCAUUGCUCCAGACAACGAAGGCGUCGCCAUUACACCAGAUCCUGGAGAUUCUAGAAAGCCCAAGUCGGCUGAGGCCCUGCACUCCGACGAUGGAAUCUCGCUUUCGACCGAGUCAGUGGAUUCUUCUGUGUACGAGGUCGAUGUACAGCCCGAUGACUCAAAGUCUUCGUCUGCCACCACGGUCGGGAAUUGCGGUCUGAGCAGUCGAUGUACCGGCACACCACGAAUAUCCAGUGCUGGCCGGGAACGGAUGGAGGAUCUGAAGGACCUGCCGCCUCACCUGGCCACUCUGGUGCAGAAGGCUCUCCACGAACUGGACAUGCGGGAUUACGAGGCUAUGGUCACGAUAAGGGCCGAAAAUCUGUCUGCUAUUCCUUAGAGAAAUACUAGUGCAAUUGAGGACUCCCAAAUAGAUGGAAGCAUAUCGCAGUGUUGACAAAAGAUAUAAUAUAUAUGUAUAUUACCGCAACAGCGUACAAUAAAACCAGAUUAUAAAA
Molecule: messenger RNA, 1944 nt
Organism: Drosophila suzukii
Lineage: Eukaryota; Metazoa; Arthropoda; Insecta; Diptera; Drosophilidae
Source: RefSeq, a predicted model, not a curated record